Molecule: messenger RNA, 1696 nt
Organism: Xiphophorus hellerii (green swordtail)
Lineage: Eukaryota; Metazoa; Chordata; Actinopteri; Cyprinodontiformes; Poeciliidae
Product: programmed cell death 1 ligand 1-like
Exons: 6
Coding region: 50-982 (310 amino acids)
Biological process (GO): negative regulation of T cell proliferation; immune response; cellular response to lipopolysaccharide
Cellular component (GO): external side of plasma membrane
Source: RefSeq, a predicted model, not a curated record
AGUGGAAGGAACAAAUUCUCUGCUCUUGCCUGAGAGCAGGGAACUGAGCAUGAUCAACAUCCAGUGCUUCAGGUUCCUGGCUGUCCUGAGUUUCCUACUGACUCUCUCAGAAGGAGAUCCUGUCAUCCACUGGAUUCACGUGUCAACCAGGGCACAUUAUGUCCUUUCCUUCUACAAUAACCAAACCCAGUUGGGAUACCAGGUCCAACGGUUUAGAGGCAGAACGUCUCUGUUCACAGAUCAGAUCCCCAGAAGAAACGCCUCUCUGCUGCUCACAGCGGUGAAGAUCCAAGAUGAAGGACGAUACGUGUGCCGCACAAGUACCUCAGAAGGCAACAUAAAAGCAUUUGUUGAUCUAAAAAUAGAAGCUCCAGUCUCUGCAAUCAGAAUCCAUCAGGAUGGAAACAGGAUCACCUGCAGCUCAGAGGGGAUCUACCCUCAACCUGAACUCACCUGGUCCACUGAGCCUCCGUGCAAAACAACUCUUCAGAACAAGACAAUGGUCCAACAGACUGAUGAGCAGCUUUACAACAUCACCAGCUGUCUGAUGGACCAUGACCCUAAUUUGACCUACUACUGCACCGUCAAAACUCAGACAAACCAGAAGACAGGUUUGGUUAAACCUGAAAUUUCAAAUAAUGUUGGAAAGAUCUCUGGAAUGGUGAUUGGGGUUCUACUUGCAGUAACGAUCGUAGUGGUGGCUGUGAUUUUUAUAAUUUUAACGAUAAAAGGCUGCACAAAAAACAACACAAGGACACGGAGCAAUCCUGAAGUUCAUGAGAACUCAUUGAAAUCUGUGGACUGCCUGAAUGAAUCAAACACUGCUGUUGUAGAACAAAAGAAUCUAGAUACUAUAACGUCCACUGCACAUCUUUUAUCCCCUUAUCUUUCCCAAAAAAGUCUCACAUACCAGGCAAUGUUUCCACGAGCACAACAACAAUGUCCUCAAGAAAGUUACUAUCUUAACAUUUUAAGAUGUUAAAAUACUUUUCUAAAGUCUAUUUCUUCCAUUAAAUUGAUAAUAAUUAUAACGAAGCCUUGGCGUAAAUUCAAACUGGAAGAAUCUCCAGCCCCACCUGCAUCAUCCAAUCGGUGAGACUCGUUCAUCAUCAUCGACCUAUCAGCGCCGGACCAAGCCACGUCACGGCCAAUCACCGACCACGCUCCAGCUCAUAAGGACCUCCAUCAGUGGCAUCUUCCAGCUGCGCUCAACCCGCCUCAAGCCUCAUUCUUGAUGAAGCUCUAAAAUCUAUAUUUUCGCCUUAAACAUCUUAAAACUAAUUUUAUGAAAUAAAAAAGUGGUUUAAUUAGUUGCUGCUGCUGGUGGCCCAAUGCAAACAAUGUCCUAAAAAAAUCAAUUAUUACAUGAAAACAAAUGAAGUUAUGUUGUUUGAUUUAAACCUAAAAUAAGUUGAUAAAUUUUGCUUAGCUGUACUAAACAGCCACCUUAAUGACUUCUAGCUCAAAACUGCCUUUACUUCCAAUCACUGCUGGUGUUCAGAAACCCUGAUGGCUUAUGGGUAAUAUUUGGUGUUUUAAAAAUAUCCAGUGAAACACAGUAAAGAUAACAAGAUUGUUUUUUGUUGUAUGGAUGAACUUACAGAUACUACAGGAACAAUUGAUUUUCUGAAAAAAUGACAAAAUCUUGUAUCUUGAACAAUGUUUGACCUGAUUACUAAAUAAAUCUGCGUAAAGA